CUGCAGUGGAGUCCCUUGAUCUUGCUACUCAAGUCUUCCUACCUUUUGUAUCUUCAGCUCAGCUUCAGCUCCAACAGAUGGCACAGCAGCAGUUCCCAGUCCAGCAGCAGCAGCAAGCUUUGCAGCAGCAGCAGCAGUUCCAGGCCCAGCAGAAUGCACUGCAGCAGCAGUUCCAGGCUCAGCAGCAGCAGGCUGCUGCAGCAAUGAUACAGCACCACCAAAUGCAAGCAGUUCAGCAACAGCAGCAGCAGCAACAGCAGCACUUGCUGAAAAUACAGUUGCAGCAGCAAAGCCAACAGCAGAUGCAGCAGCAGCAUAAACUACAGCGACUUGCUCAGAUGCAGCAGAUACACCAGCAGGCAGCCCAGGCUAUGCAGGCCCAGCAGCAGCAGCAGGAGGAGGCAAUGCAGCAGCAGAUGCAACAGCAGCAGUUGUUAACCGCCGUGAGCUCUGUGAAUUCAGGGAAGAGCAGUAUCUAAAUUGAAAUUAUAAAUAAACAAACCUUUGAGCAAGGGGCGUUAAAAUAUCCUAGUGGGGGUGUAUGUGUGCAGCUUGUCAGCCAAGGAACUCAGCAGGACCCAUGCUUGGCUGUAGCAGCCAAGCGUUGGCAGGUCUCCAACAGCAUGUGUGUCUCCAAUGUGGCCACUUACCCAGGUCUGCCAUUGUGCUCUGGACCCUGGCUGGGAGGUCUUGAUUGCAAGGACUGACAGAGGGGUGGACUGGAGGCGGGAGCAGCCCCAAGGGGUUGGGAUGCAGAUGACUGAUGUUUCCACACCACCCAGUAAUUCACCACCCUCGGAUUCCACCUCCACAAAAAGGUUUUAUCAAGUGCUCCAUAUCUCUUCUGCCUAUGAGCAAAGAGUAGAGGGCGAAAGAGGCUCUGCCCCUGACCCCUGUGACACCCCAGAACAGCUGGGCACCGGUGGGCUGGCAGGUUGGGCUUGUGUCCCCCCCCCAGCUCUUCCAUCCUCUGUUCCCUCUGGCCACUUCAGCUGGCCUGCAGCCUCCGUACCCGUCUGUGGAGGGGUCCUUCCUCCAUUGCCAUGGCUCCCCUUUGUGCAGAGC
Molecule: messenger RNA, 1065 nt
Organism: Gekko japonicus
Lineage: Eukaryota; Metazoa; Chordata; Lepidosauria; Squamata; Gekkonidae
Product: ataxin-8-like
Exons: 2
Coding region: 78-479 (133 amino acids)
Source: RefSeq, a predicted model, not a curated record